UUGCAUUUACAUCAAGCUAUGUCCAAGAAAGAUGUAAGGAUCAGCGCGUCAUCAGUCUCUCUUCGCGAUGAUUCUCGGUCACAGAGUGAAUCGAUAUCUUACUUUGUGUCGUCAGCCAAGCGGGUCGGAAAAUCUACGGUGAGCAAAAAACAUACGUUCAGUGCGAACGAAGCGGAGAAACUGAUGAAGAAACAUUUGAAAAAGAAAUCGAUUCCGGUGAAUAUUCACUGUGUUGAAGAUGGAUUACAUUUUGCUGCCACGACACCAAAACAUCGGAAGAAAGUAAAAGAACUUGUGACCUAUCGGGAUAUUCAGCAUAUAUUCAUCUAUUCUCUGAACCCGCAGUUAUUCAUGUUAUGUGUCGAAGAAUCAGCCAAAAAGGGGAAAAAAUUCUACGAAAGCUUCCAGUGUGAUAAUGCUAAUGAUAUCGGCCGGAUUUGUGAACUCACCACUGAAGCAAAAGAUGCACCGGAUGGUAAACUUCAUAUCCGAACCACAGCAGCGGAAAUUGAUUACCAGAACCAACCGGAUACAUCACGUGAGCAAAAUCAUGUAACGACGCCGCAAACAGGUGAAGAGCGAAUAAGUUGGCAACAACGAGGGAGUUCUACGGUGCAGGUGCAAGAAUCACCAAAAGUGUCUAAAGAAGCGGUCUCAUUAUCUCCCCUUGAACUCUCCUCUGGUCCCACUUAUGAAGCUGUAGCACCUGUGCAAAGCGGAAUGACAUUUAGUGCUUAUAAGCCAAGUGCAGAUCCGGGUCUUGAUGGAACUGAGAAUAAUGAUGGUCUGGUAGAGCUGACCUCUUCCAGGAUCACAAUCCGUAGUGUUUCACGUGCGGCUGGUGAGAAGAUUUCCAGACCCCGGUGUUUGGAAGAUCAUAAUGUGGAGGAAUUAAACUACAUGUUUGGCGAGCCUUUGACAUAUAUGAUCGAAGAACCAGGUGGCUCAAAGAUUUCUGCACGUGGACCCAUUUACUUGUAUGCCAAACGCGUAUUAAACAGCAAUCAUCCGGUUUGCAGCACAAAUUCUGCUAGCAAGCUGAGACAAUAA
This is a messenger RNA of Opisthorchis viverrini, 1050 nucleotides long. RefSeq lists its product as hypothetical. The record is from RefSeq and is a predicted model, not a curated record. Lineage: Eukaryota; Metazoa; Platyhelminthes; Trematoda; Opisthorchiida; Opisthorchiidae. Bases 19 to 1050 code for a protein of 343 amino acids. The transcript has a single exon.